AUGGGUAACGGCGCAAAGGCACAACAGAAGCGCGAGCGCAACGCAAAGGCAGCAGGAGGCGAGGCCAAGUCGCAGAAAAAGGUCAACGAAGCCGCCAAAAACGUCAUGUGCAUGACGUGCCGCCAGACCUUCUUGCUCACCGUCCGCGAACCGGCGCUCCAACAGCAUGCUAGCGACCGACACAACAAGACCCUCGCCGAGUGCUUCCCCAACCACGGCAAGUAA
Molecule: messenger RNA, 225 nt
Organism: Sporisorium graminicola
Lineage: Eukaryota; Fungi; Basidiomycota; Ustilaginomycetes; Ustilaginales; Ustilaginaceae
Exons: 3
Coding region: 1-225 (74 amino acids)
Source: RefSeq, a predicted model, not a curated record